This is a messenger RNA of Lingula anatina, 1585 nucleotides long. Its product is annotated as sorbitol dehydrogenase. Gene Ontology annotation, biological process: D-sorbitol catabolic process. NCBI's taxonomy places the organism in Eukaryota, Metazoa, Brachiopoda, Lingulata, Lingulida, Lingulidae. Gene Ontology annotation, molecular function: zinc ion binding; L-iditol 2-dehydrogenase (NAD+) activity. The record is from RefSeq and is a predicted model, not a curated record.
GCCGAGGAAGCUCUGUCAAUGGCCAUUUUGGCUACCAAGCCAGGUAAAGUUGUGGCUGUAGUGGGAAUUGGAAAUACAAACCAAACCAUCCCGGCAUUCCAUGCCCUAGUUAAUGAAAUUGACAUAUGUUUUUGUUUUGCCUACAAAAAAUGUCAUGAAAUUGCAAUCGAGUUAGUGACCUCUGGCAAAGUGGACAUCAAACCGCUGAUCACUCAUCGAUUUAAACUGGACAAGGCUUUUGAGGCGUUUGAGUUAGCCAGGAAUAGACAAGGGAUGAAGGUGGCCAUCGCAUGUAACGACUAUUAACUGUAAAAGAAGACAGCUAUCAUAUAGAAUGAAACAAAAAUCAGCAAAGUUUAACAAGAUGAUUUUUGACAAGAUAAUUUUGCUUUCACACACAUGUUCUAGUAAACGUUGAGUUUAGAUAUAAUAGGCUUAACAAACAUACAAAUCUGUAUGUCUAAUAGGUGAAGGGGCCAUACCUUCUUGUGCAAAUCUAGCGGCGUUUAUGUAUUAGUAUACAGUACAUGUUUUCCUAUUCGGUAUCUGUAUAUUUGCAAGCUUUGCUAUCAUGAAUGAGAAGUGGCGAGACUAAACAUUUUACCUUUGUGAACAUGUAUGUGUGCUGUUAGAGUGAUAUUAUGAGCUCCCGCAUCACUGGUGCUCCUUUUUUGAGACGAAAGUUGAAGGGAUAAGAACUCCUCAUAUGAAAUAAAUACAUUGUAAUUAAACAUCUAAUAGGAAUAUAAUAAAUUUAAUUUUACCACCAAAAAUGCGGUUAAUGCAAUUGUUCUAAAAUAUGUGCUUGUUAUUGGACCAUGUGGACCGUCAUCUCAGAGUAAUGUUCGCUUAAGAUAUUGUAACAAAAAACACUUUUAAAAUCAAAUAACUUUGUUGCCGACACGACAGAAAUUAUGUACGUUAUCAUUUUUAUUUUAUAUUUUCCACGCUGUUCUUAUGUUUAUUUAUAUUGCGUUAGAGAAGAAACUAAAACACUGCUCAAUAUUAAGUAACAUCUAUUCAUCUAGUCAUGUGAUCAACUGUAUAAAAGCCGAUGUUGCAUGUACUCUGCGCGGUCAUUUAUAUACUUACUGGCAGAGUGGAGGUAUGUUACGAUAUUACGUGUAGAUUGUGUAAAAUUUAUGUGUUUAAAUAAAGUGUAAUUCAAUUAUAUAGAGAUAUUUUGUGUAGUUUACAAAAGUUUACAUAAGUUUACUUAAGUUUAAUCAGUAACAUAAGUUAUUAGCAUCGUGUUUAUUAAAGUUUAUAUUAGUAUGGGUGUGGCAUUUUCAUGACCAACACGCACAUGUAUAUUUAUGUUAUCAAAUAAAUUUACAGUACCAGCUCAGAUUGCUAUGGCCGUAUCUGAGCAGCCAGUUGCUAGCGGAGAAAGCGAGUCUGGAUAUUGUUCUAGUGUGAGUGUUUUAAAAUUAAAUAAUAAAUAGUAAAAACUUACACACAUGCAAAGAUCAAUUAUUUGUUGUUAAGAUCACAUGAAUUAAGUUGUUUAGUAUAUCUAGUUUAUUUAUCUUUAUUUCACUGUAUUGUUAUUAUUAUUUUUUUCUUUUUCUUUUCUUUUUAUAGU